AUGAAUGCAGUUGUCGAUAACAUGGAGAUUCGAUUGCGGAAAUCCAACUACGAAAAUGAACAGUUUAAAAGCGAUUUAGAUAUAGAUAAAAAUCUAACUUAUAUACGAAAGGAUGCUCAUAUUAAAGAGGAGCCUAGAUCUUCAUGUCUCCACAAAAAAUGUACUGCAUGCAGAACAAUGCUAAAAUCUAUGAAAUUAGUGUGUCCGCCUUCACUUAGAGGUUACUCUUUGAACAAUGAUAUAUCGCGUUAUACGGAAAAACGUCGUAAAGUGUAUGCAUUUUUGCGAAUACCGAUUGAACUGGAAAAGUUUCUUUUCUAUGGUUUCUUGCAAUGCGUCGAUGCUUUUUGUUAUUUAUCAACAUUUCUACCAAUCCGUUUAUUUAUGUCUAUAUUUGGUUGGCUUAUGUGUUUACGUAAAUGGACUUCAGCCAAUACUUGCGAUCUUCUUAAGGCUUUAAUUAUCAUUAUUACUUCAUUUUUGAUGCAAAUUGUUCGUGGUCAAGGUGUGAUCAAAUUAUAUAUAUUUUACAAUAUGCUCGAAGUUGCUGAUAAAUUAUUCAGUAGCUUUGGACAAAAGAGCGCACUAUUAGGAACAACUAAGGUAUUGCGAAGACCCUCAUUCUUCCAAGCCUCUGGUAGAGUACCCGAGGUUAAGGAUGAUCAUGACCAUCCAAAGGGUUUGAGGGAUAUUCUCGAUGCUCUUUUUUGGACUGCUACAGAAAAGUCCUCCAAUAUUUUGCGUACUUUGGCUCAUUUGCUCGCUGCUGUUGUAUAUGCAGUGAUUCAUACGAUCCUUGUAUUACUUCAGGCGACAACUUUGAAUGUGGCUUUUAAUUCUCAUAAUCAAGCACUAUUAACAAUAAUGAUGUCCAAUAAUUUUGUCGAACUCAAAGGAUCAGUUUUCAAAAAAUUCGCCAAGGCAAAUCUGUUUCAAAUGUCUUGCAGUGAUGUUCGCGAGCGUUUUCAUAUUUUAAUGUUGUUAUCAGUUGUUGUUAUUAGGAAUAUGAUGGCUGUGAACUGGAAAACGGAUCACUUGAUAGAAAUGCUACCUGACUUAGCCAUGGUAAUCGUCGGUGAAUUAAUGGUUGACUGGCUAAAACAUGCUUUUAUCACAAAGUUUAAUGAAAUUCCAGCCGAAGUUUACCAAGAUUUCACCAUUACGAUUGCUUAUGACGUUGUUAAGAGCCGUGAUGAAGACGCGUUUUCUGAUUAUUCGGAUCAAGUCUCUCGUAGAAUGGGUUUUAUUCCAAUUCCAUUGACCAUUAUGUUUGUUCGAGUGCUUACACAGUCGUUCAGUUUCAAUACGAUGCCUGCUAUUUUUCUUUUUGGUUUGGCUUGGAUUUUGCUUUUCAUUAUAAAGGUUUUCAACGGUAUCGUACUUCUUGGGAAAGCAUGUGAGCAUGUGAAUGAAUAUCGCGAUAUUCAAGCUAAAGUUGAAUUUGAAUUAUAUAGAAAAAGAGUGCUUAUGAUGAAAAGCAAAAGUGCUCCAAGCUCUCCGCGUAUCAGCUUAGUAGAUUUUUCAGAUGUUCUUCAUCAAACUUCUACAGUCAAGGGUUUCACAGUAUCAGAUCUAAUGGCUCACUGGGAUGAACUGAGAAGUGCUGCUGAAUCGAAGAUACCUAUACUGGAGACCUCAACACCGAGAAGAACUCAAUCUUUGGCCAUAUUCAGGCCACGAAGAGAUAAGUCGUUACCACCUUCUGCUGCGAUCCUCGAAGUAGACGAGAAAGAAGAUAAUUUAGAAUCAGGUGACACAUCAAAAGCGACUCCAAGAAGGCGUACUCGAACCACCGAGUGUGAAAGUCUUACUGACGUACAAGCGUAUACAUUGUUGAAUUUCGCAACGGAAAAUUCUGGCGAAAUCCAUUCUAAUUAUUAG
Messenger RNA from Dracunculus medinensis (Guinea worm), 1881 nucleotides. NCBI's taxonomy places the organism in Eukaryota, Metazoa, Nematoda, Chromadorea, Rhabditida, Dracunculidae. The record is from the annotation of a GenBank genome assembly.